AUGGGAAGUCAUACUUACGACCGCAUUGCUGCACACCUUAAAACCGUACACAGCGAUUAUGGUAUCAACAGCAAAGUGGUCAAAACUACCACCGACAAUGGCUCCAAUUUUAUAAAAGCAUUUGCUGUCUUUGCCCCAUCAGAAGAUGAACUUGAUGUCUCUGUUACUGACAUGAAUGACAUUUUCUCUGAUGAAGAUGAAAGUUUGGAACUUCCUUCUCAUCAAAAGUGUGCAGCUCAUUCACUUAACCUUGUUUCAACAACUGAUGCUGCUGCAGAAAAAGAUUAUCAGUACAAAAAGCUCAGUCGUGCUAGUUUUGCCAAAUGUCAAGCACUUUGGAAUAAGACUGGAAGAGCAGUACAGGCGAAAGAGAUUAUUGAUGAAGAAAGCCCCUUGCAAAUCAAACGACCUUGCUCAACACGAUGGAAUUCAGUUUUUGAUGCUGUUCAGCGAUUGAAUAAAAUUAACAAGGUGGCUGUAGCAGGACCUCAAACUUUAAACAACAUAUGUCAAAGACUUGACUUGCCUAGGUAAGUACCGUACUAUAAAUUAAUUAAUUAAUAUAAUAUAAUUAUAUUUUAAUAUUUAUAGUCACUAGUCAGUAAUUUAAAAUCUAGUUACAGUAUUUUAUCUCUGCACUCUGUCACUCACCACAUUUUAUUCUAUUCCCUCACCACAUUAACUAGGUUCAAAGAUACUGAACUAGAGUUCCUCAACUUGUAUGAAGCUGUUAUGAAACCUGUUGCAACUGCACUCGAUGUAUUACAAGGUGAGAAAGAUACCUAUAUGAGAACCUUGCUUCCCACAAUAGUUUUCUUAUUAGAAUGUCUGAUGAAAGAAAGAAGAAAACAACAGGAAAACAAUAAGAUGUUCAUGCUGCCAUUAGUUGACGCCAUAGUUUCGGGUAUACAUGCAAGAUUUGAUGAUGUGAUGGAUGAUGACCAGGUGAUUGCUGCUUCUAUUCUCAUUCCCAAGUUUAAUUUUGGACCACUGGACUGACGACAAUUUCCAGUUAAAGAAAGGUUUGGGAAUACUUCCUAUAUUAGUUUGGUUAAUGGUUAUAGGGUUGUCUAUAGAUUGCAUGAGUGGUUAGUUCAGAAUUAUUAUAAUUUAAAUAAGAUUAAUUAUCAUUAAUAAUCAAAUAAUUAAUAUAUAUAGUUGCUAAUGAAAUAUAUUUUACAUUGAUUUGUUCCAAGGGCUGGAGUACAUUCGGAACCGUUUAGUUGCUGACAAUGUGAUAGAGAGCGAGGAAACGGAAGCAAAGGAAGAUGAAGUAUCUGCAAACAAAUUUUUUAAGACAAAGAAGAAAAGUUCAAAAGAUGUGCUUGAGCUAUACUUGUCAUCUGACAACGAUGAUUUUGAUAUUUUCAAAGAACGAUGUGCUUCCCUAAGAAAAUUGGCUUUGGAACUGAAUACUCCACUUCCAGCCAAUGCAGCAUGCGAGCGUUUUUUUAGCACUGGUG
Paramuricea clavata is the source of this 1463-nucleotide messenger RNA. NCBI's taxonomy places the organism in Eukaryota, Metazoa, Cnidaria, Anthozoa, Malacalcyonacea, Plexauridae. The record is from the annotation of a GenBank genome assembly.